This is a messenger RNA of Camelina sativa (false flax), 285 nucleotides long. The record is from RefSeq and is a predicted model, not a curated record. NCBI's taxonomy places the organism in Eukaryota, Viridiplantae, Streptophyta, Magnoliopsida, Brassicales, Brassicaceae.
CCACCCGUUCCAGCACCAGUAGCUGAUUCUCCUCCAGCUCCGGUAGCUGCUCCAGUGGCUGAUUCUCCUCCGGCUCCAGUAGCUGCUCCAGUAGCUGCUGAUGUACCGGCUCCUGCUCCAAGCAAGCACAAGAAGGCUGCCAAGAAGUCUAAAAAGCACCAAAACGCACCUGCUCCGGCUCCAGAACUUCUCGGUCCUCCUGCACCACCCGCGGAAGCUCCCGGACCUAACUCCGACGCAUUUUCUCCCGGUCCUUCCACGUCUGCCGACGAUCAGAGCGGAGCA